AUGGCAAUUGACCCCAUCGAGAUGGACUCUGGAAUUUCAGCACCAGAACUGGAAAAUAACAACACAGUCCAAAUAACUGGAGAAGAUAAGCAACGUAUCUACUAUCCCUGGAGAUUCUCUUUAAUAAUCAAACUACAAGAGAAAAAAAUUCUCCAUCAGGUACUCAAACGGAAAAUAACUGAUUUAUGGAAACCUUCUGAAGCUUUUCCUCUUAUUGAUUUGGGAGAAGGCUACUACACAGUAAAGUUCAACAAAGAAGAGAACAUGGCAAUAGCCUUACAAAAAGGGCCCUGGUUCAUCUUUGGGGCUUUUCUAUCAGUACAGCGAUGGGAACCUAAUUUCGUGCCAUCAAGAGCAAUACAAACGCUAACAGCAAUAUGGGUAAGACUACCUGAGCUACCCAUAGAAUUCUACGACGACAAGAUUCUUGCCAAGGUUGGUAACAAAAUAGGGCGUCUGCUCAAGGUGGAUACAUGUACCUCCGCAGCCCUUCGUGGUCGUUAUGCCAGAAUAUGUGUUGAAUUACCUUUAAACAAACAGGUUAAAUCCUUUGUAUGGAUUGGAUCACACAAACAACAAAUUCUAUACGAAUGUGAAAAACUCCUUUGCCUCAACUGUGGCUACCUAGGACACUCAUCCAGCAAGUGCCUUAAAACCAAUACCCAAAUAAAAGCACAUUUCAUAAAACAAAAAGAAGAUCUGAAGCAAAAAACACAAAAACACAACAUACAAGAAGAACUAGGAAAAGUCAUUCAAAAGGACCUGCUUAAACCAACAGUGGAAGACACAUCAUCGGAGGACUGA
Molecule: messenger RNA, 804 nt
Organism: Nicotiana attenuata
Lineage: Eukaryota; Viridiplantae; Streptophyta; Magnoliopsida; Solanales; Solanaceae
Exons: 1
Coding region: 1-804 (267 amino acids)
Source: RefSeq, a predicted model, not a curated record